Myotis davidii is the source of this 4084-nucleotide messenger RNA. RefSeq names its product oxysterol binding protein like 1A (gene OSBPL1A). Gene Ontology annotation, molecular function: cholesterol binding; protein binding. The transcript has 28 exons. Gene Ontology annotation, cellular component: intracellular membrane-bounded organelle; membrane; cytosol. The record is from RefSeq and is a predicted model, not a curated record. Lineage: Eukaryota; Metazoa; Chordata; Mammalia; Chiroptera; Vespertilionidae. The coding region runs from base 3 to 3089 and encodes 1028 amino acids.
CGAUGAAUACAGAGGCAGAGCAGCAACUCCUCCAUCAUGCCAGGAACGGCCACGCCGAGGAGGUGAGGAAGCUGCUGGAAACCGUGGAGAAGAACGAAGCCGUUGCCGAUAUUAACUGCAAAGGAAGAAGUAAGUCUAACCUGGGCUGGGCCCCUCUGCACCUGGCCUGCUACUUUGGACAUAGACAAGUGGCCCAGGCCCUGCUAAAGGCGGGAGCAGAAGUGAACGUCCUGAACGACAUGGGCGACACGCCCCUUCACCGAGCAGCCUUCACGGGGCGAAAGGAGUUGGUAAUGCUUCUUUUAGAAUAUAACGCCGAUCCCACUGUUGUUAAUGGGAGUGGACAGAGAGCCAAAGAAGUCACUCAUGACAGAGAAAUCAGAAACAUGCUCGAAGCUGUAGAAAGAACUCAGCAAAGAAAGCUUGAAGAAUUACUUUUAGAAGCAGCAAGAGAAGGAAAAACAGCAGAACUCAUAGCUCUGCUCAACAGCCCCAACCCCCCCGACGUCAACUGCGCGGACCAGUUGGGGAACACGCCCCUGCACUGCGCGGCCUACCGGGCCCGGGGGCCCUGCGUGCUGGCCCUGCUGAAGAGUGGAGCCGACCCCAGCCUGCGGAACAGGAACGAUCAGAAGCCCCUGCACCUGGCCCAGGGCGCGGAAAAUAACGAGACGCGUUUCCCACAGGCCCUGUACCGAGCGCUGAGGCGGUUUGAAGGCCCCCUCUGGAAGAGCUCGCGGUUUUUCGGCUGGAGGCUGUUCUGGGUGGUGCUGGAGCACGGCGUCCUGUCCUGGUAUCGGAAGCAGCCUGACGCCGCCCGUAAGAUUUACCGCCAGGGGUGCAAACACCUCACGCAAGCCGUGUGCACGGUCAAGCCCAGUGACAGCUGCCUCUUCUCCGUUAAAUGCUUUGACGACACUGUUCACGGCUUCAAGGUCCCUCAGAACAGCCCUCCGCAGGCAAGAGAGGACUGGCUGCAGGCGAUUGAGGAGCACGCGGCCUACAGCACGCACUACUGCUCCCAGGACCAGGUGCCGGACGAGGAGGAGGAGGAGGCAGGCUCUGCUGGGGACCUGCGGGAGUCCUUGGAGAAAGCGCAGGCCUGCCGGCAGCGACUAGAUAGGGAACUCGCCGGCUUUCUCCAGAUGGUGGAGGAGUGCGACGUGGCUAAAGAGAUGCUUCCGUCCUUUCUUCAGAAAGUCGGCGUGGUCUCCGAGGCGUCGAGGGAGACCUGCGCGGCACUGAGCGACUGCCUCACGCUCCUCGCGAAGCAGGAAGGGGCGAGGAACUUCAAGUUGGAGCAGGAGCAGGAGAAAACCAAGAUCCUGUCGGAGGCCCUGGAGGCGCUGGCCACGGAGCACCAUGAGCUAGAGCAGUCGCUGGUGGCCGGCUCCCCGCCCAGUGUGCUCAGCGAGGACGAGUUCUACGAUGCUCUGUCAGAUUCCGAGUCCGAGCGGUCCCUGAGCCGGCUGGAGGCGGCGACCUCGUGCUCCCGUGAAGAGGAAGGACAGCGUCCGAUCCCCGGGAAACACAGGAUGUCCGAGGGCCAGGACUGCGGCGGGGGCGACGCGCUCUCCAACGGCAUCAAGAAGCACAGGACGAGCUUGCCGUCCCCCAUGUUCUCCAGGAACGACUUCAGCCGCGGAGAACGCCCCGCGCUCUGCCUGUGCUGUGACAACCUCUGCCUGGGCUGUGACGACCUCUGCAUGUGCUGUGACGACGACGGUCUGGUCCUGGGACAGCUCAUGGCACUGAGCGAGUGGCGGCUCCUCCUGGGCUGCGGGUCUAGUUCUGUGAAGGUCAUGUUGUCUUUAAUUGUGCCGGUUGGCGCGUUGUGGGCUCCGCGGGCACUGGCUGUGGGCUCCGCGGGCACUGGCUGUGUGGGCAGCGGUGACCCCACUCUCUCUGCGCAGGAGCUGUCCAAGAUCACCAUGCCCGUCAUCUUCAACGAGCCCCUGAGCUUCCUGCAGCGACUCACCGAGUACAUGGAGCACACGUACCUCAUCCAGAAGGCCAGCUCGCUCUCCGACCCCGCGGAGAGGAUGCAGUGUGUAGCCGCGUUCGCCGUGUCCGCGGUGGCCUCGCAGUGGGAGCGCACGGGGAAGCCCUUCAACCCGCUGCUGGGAGAGACGUACGAGCUGGUCCGAGAUGACCUUGGUUUCAGACUCAUCUCUGAGCAGGUCAGCCAUCACCCGCCCAUCAGCGCCUUCCAUGCUGAGGGGCUGAACAAUGACUUCGUCUUCCACGGCUCCAUCUACCCCAAACUCAAGUUCGGGGGCAAGAUGGUCGAAGCAGAGCCCAAAGGGACCAUCACCCUGGAGCUUCUCGAACACAAUGAGGCAUAUACGUGGACAAACCCGACCUGCUGUGUGCACAACAUCAUCGUGGGGAAGCUCUGGAUCGAGCAGUACGGCAACGUGGAAAUCACCAACCACAAGACCGGGGACAAAUGUGUGUUGAAUUUCAAGCCAUGUGGCCUUUUUGGGAAGGAAUUACACAAAGUUGAAGGCUACAUUCAAGAUAAAAGCAAAAAGAAGCUGUGUGCCCUCUAUGGGAAGUGGACUGAGUGUCUGUAUAGCGUCAACCCUGCCACGUUCGACGCCUUCAAAAAAAAUGACAAGAAAAACGCUGAAGAGAAGAAACACAGCAAACAGGUGAGCGCGUCUGAGGAGUCGGACGAGAUGCCGAUGCCCGAUUCUGAGAGCGUGUCUGUCAUCCCCGGGAGCGUCCUCCUGUGGCGGAUAGCCCCCCGGCCCCCCAACUCUGCGCAGAUGUACAACUUCACCAGCUUCGCCAUGGUGCUGAACGAGAUCGACAAGGACAUGGAGAGCGUGAUUCCCAAGACAGACUGCCGGCUGCGGCCCGACAUCAGGGCCAUGGAGAACGGGGAGAUCGAUCUCGCCAGUGAAGAGAAGAAACGCCUGGAGGAGAAGCAGAGAGCCGCGCGCAAGAACAGGUCCAGGUCGGAGGAGGACUGGAGGACCAGGUGGUUCCAUCAAGGCCCCAACCCCCACAACGGGGCCCAGGACUGGCUCUACUCCGGCAGCUACUGGGACAGAAACUACUCGAACUUGCCUGACAUUUAUUAAAGUGCAGACAAGUCAGGGCGUUGGGCUAAUCUACAAAUCCGUCUUAAACCUGUGUUUUUAAAUGUUUUUCUUUGGUUUCUACUCAUCUUUAAAAAAGAAAAAAGAAAAACCCCACUCAUCACUUGCAUUUCACCCCCAAAAAUAGGGCACAAGGUGACCCCGGUGAUGGGAGCCUCCCAGAAAAUGGGUCAUUUUGCUGCUGAAGGUGCUGAGUGGGGCGCUGUUGUGUACAGAGGGCAGAGGAACUGCGGGCGGGUGCUUUCCGCGGCUUCUCCGGCUCCGGAAGGCGGAUACCUGAAUGUAACUUCAGCUUUAUGAAAUUAUAUACCUACAUGUAACUUAGCUUUAUAAGAUUACAGAGUUAUUUUGGCUACUUUAUGCUGUAGGGCUUGAAUGUUUUAGAUGUGACUUCGAGAGGCAUCGACCUCUCCUGACACUGCUGGCCGCUCAGGUGCAGAGAGAGAGCUUGGGGCAGAGGCCGGUCCACCGGCCCCCAGCCCCUCCCUCCACACAGGCCGGGCCUGGGGAGCCACAGGGCGGCUCUGCCUUGAGGAUUCUAAUGAACGGACUGAAAGGCCUUUCGUUUGCUUCUUGCAGUGCUGUUUACUUUCACAAUCCUGUAACCAGCCGCUAGGAUUAAGAAGUGUUUAACUGUCCAUGUUCAAACUGAAAAUAUGUAUGAACUCUAGCACUUCACAGACAUGCCCUAGAAAUAGAGUUUAAUCACCGUUAUGACAUAAUGACUCGACUCGGCGGCCGCCGGGAAGUUCAGCCGCAUCCACCUGUGGACGGGCCCGUGCGCCCAGGUCUGCGGGGCCCUGUGCACCGGGGCCCCGGGGAGACGCGGCCCAGGAGCCUGGCCCUGCAUUUACGCCCGGGCGAGUGGCUGCUCCGGCCUCGGCGGCUGCAGUAAAUGAUUCUCGUUGCUGUCCUGACCUUAACAAGUGUUACGAUGAAAUAAUCUACCUGAUGCAAAAUAAAGGCUUUAGAGCGUC